This is a messenger RNA of Coccomyxa subellipsoidea C-169, 3851 nucleotides long. RefSeq lists its product as hypothetical. Lineage: Eukaryota; Viridiplantae; Chlorophyta; Trebouxiophyceae; Coccomyxaceae. Gene Ontology annotation, molecular function: sodium:proton antiporter activity. The record is from RefSeq and is a predicted model, not a curated record. Bases 1 to 3396 code for a protein of 1131 amino acids. The transcript is spliced from 22 exons. Gene Ontology annotation, cellular component: membrane. Gene Ontology annotation, biological process: proton transmembrane transport.
AUGUUCAGUGCCACAGAUCCUGUCGCAGUGGUCGCAGUCCUCAAGGAGCUGGCGGUGGGUGGGCCCUUGGCUGGCCUGGCUUUUGGCAUUGCAACGACCUUCUGGCUGCGAUACAUGUACAACUCUCCCAUGGCGGAGAUCACUCUCACCAUCGUGUCCGCAUACAGCACGUACAUCGUUGCCGAUGAGCUGAUGCAUGUGUCAGCAGUGCUUGCCGUCGUCAUACUGGGCAUCUACAUGUCCGCAAAGGGUGUCAUGGCCAUCAGCCGCAAGGUGGAGCACCCACUGCACAUCAUUUGGGAGGAGCUGGAGUUUCUGGCAAACACCCUUAUCUUCGUGCUGUCUGGUGUGAUCAUCACUGGAAAGAUCUGGGAGAGUUCCUCCACAAAGGUGGAUGACAUUCGGCCUGCAGACUAUGGCUAUGCUGUGCUCCUCUGGGUGUACCUGGUGCUCAUCCGUGGCCUUCUCUUCAUUAUCUUCUGGCCUUUUCUGAAGCGGUCAGGCUAUGGAAUGACCGUCAAGGAGGCAGCGGUGCUCUCAUGGUCGGGGCUGCGCGGGGCUGUGGGGCUGUCGCUGUCCCUCUUUGUCCUGCUGGAUCAGAAGAUUUCAGACGAUCGCUUCCGCACGCUGGCUUUCUUCCACAUGGGCGUUGUCGCCUUCCUGACCACCCUCAUCCAGGGUACCACAAUGAAGCCGCUCCUACAGUUCAUGGGCCUUGUGAAGCCGAGCACGGUGAAGAGGGGCUUCCUAAGGCGCCUGCUGCGCGAAGUGGAGGAGCAUGGCGACAAGAAACUAGACUACGCUGGCCAUGAUCGCCUUCUGGGGGACCCAGACUACCAUCUUCUCAGACAGCUCACGACGCUGGAUGUAGGCCAGAUGCUCAAGCGCUAUGUGUCAAAGCUCCAUACUUACAAUGACUUCUUCCAUGACUACUUCAUCAGCAGCGACCAGGUCUUCAGGCUACGGGAUGAUCAGGAUGCAAAUCGUGGCAGCGCAGCAUUUCUGGGCCUAGAUGAGGGGCUGGAGCAGCUCUUACUGGCCAUGCAGAAGAACGUCACAAACCAGGUUGUUCUGGAGAGCCGCGCAGAGUGUGAGGAGGCUCAGAAGCUGAUUGGGCUGAUCAAGAGCUCCUACCCUGAAGUGCUGACCUCCAUCAAGACCAAGCAGCUUGCCCAGGAGAUCCUGCUCUACAAGGGGGAGCACAUUGCUGAUGUUGCCAGAACAGGCCUUGUGGAGGACAAUGAGGUGGAGAGCAUGAAUGACCUUGUGGAGCAGAAGCUGAAGAAGCUGCACUACUUCCCUCCGCAGUUCCACAUCCACUCCCCGGACACCAUGCUGGCUGCACACCCAUUGCUGGCCGGCAUCCCUGACAGAGACUUUGCAAAGCAGGUCCUGAGCCAGGCAUAUCUCCAUGUUCACAAUGAAGGGGAGACCCUAGGUGCAGAGAGUGACCGCGCGCUGCAUGUCUUUGUGGUGCUGCGUGGCUGCGUACGCAUCCAUUACUUGGAUGGGAACACUUACCUGGCAGAGCCUGGAGCUGUGCUGUGCGCUUGGCCUGUCCUCCCAAGCAAGGACAAGUUCCACAAGCUGGUGGCAACCACCAUCGUGCAGAUCUACUCCAUCCCCUUCCCGGCUUUCAAGGAGCUGAUGAGGCGCUACGAAGGUGUGAACAGCAAUGCAUGGCAGGCAUGCGCUGCAACACUGGCGCUGACCAGCGGCGAUCCCACCUUCAAAGAACUCUCCUUCAACGAGCUGCAGACGUUGUUCAGGCUCUCAAAGCUGUCGUCCGUGAGGAGCGUUGACUAUCUGCGCGUGGCUGGCUCGGCAUUUCUUGUGACCGGCACAAUCCACUACACCGGCCAUGACAGGGAACUGUCCAGGGUGUACGAAGGCCCCUGCAUGCUGCCGGCCACCCCUGCCCUCUACUGGUGCACCACAGAUGUCAAGGUGCUGGAGCUGCCUCCCAUAUUUGAUCUGAGCAGGAAGGAGCAGAUGACGGGCAGCAAGACAGCGCGCCUGGCAGGCAAGCAGCCGCAGCUGAUGCCUGCCUGGUUUGGCAACUCCAGUGGUCCGAAUGCCCGCCUCCAGCGCACCUCUGUGGGCGGCGUCCGCUUUGCUUGGCGCACAGCUGCGCUGUUCAGCAACAGCGAAGCCUUCCAAUUCCUCUCCAGGCGCUCUGCUCCAGCAGAUGUGAAUCGCGAGGCAGGAGACACUGAGGAUGUCAAGGCGCAGAGCAGCAGCAACAGCAGCAGUGGUGCACAGGAGGACCAGGCCAGUGCAGUUCCCUCCACUCCCACGGAGACUGUGUCAGGCAGUGCAUCCGGCAAGCAUGCGAGCCUGGCCCAUGCCCUGUCCCAGGCGAUCGCCAAUGGAAGUCCUGAUGCAUCGCUCCAAGGUGCCAACCCACGUGCCAGGUGGAGCCACAGCCACACUCUGACAGGCGCAAGCGGCCCCCAGCUGCUGCGCGAGUGGACUGAGAAGCUGGCGGAUGCGCGAGGCAUGCAGGGGCAGUGCAGGGCAGUUAGCCCACUGGGUGACAGCGCCGGGGGCGCACAAACUGCAAGGUCCAUGGACCUGGACAGCAUUGGCGGGGACCGCUGGAAGCCUGCAGCUUCUGUGGAGCGCAAUGUGCAGAUGAGCCCAGUCGCAAGGACAGCCAGCAUCACUGGGAGUGGCGGAUCCAUGCCCUCGCCUCAGCUGCCCAGGACACCAGAGGGGCAGGGCUCUGCGUCGACGCCGCCUGUGCCGCAGCCGCCCCCGGAAGGAGCUCCGUGGCGAGCCGGCUUGUCCGCGCACUCACACUCCAUUGCAACCAGCACGGUCUCGGGCCUGACAGGGGAGGCCCUGCUGAAGGAGUGGAAGGCGAUGCAGCAGAGCGCGGCAGCCGGUGCUGCUUACUGGGAUGCGCAGCCGGGGCAGCACCAUCCCCGCAGCUUCACCGCAGCUGCAUCGCCUCGGCGCAGCUACCUGCAUGCCCGGCCUGAUUCAGCUGAUGGCCGCAGCAGCAGCAGCCUCAAGGGUGCUCUGCCCCGAAAGGAAGCUCAGGCAGCCGCAGAGCAGCCGCCCAGUGGAAUUGGUGAGGGACAAGCGCUGGCGGGGGCGGCCGGGAACAGCGGCAGAGACACAGAGAGCAAUGGGGUAGCGACUGCAAUGGCAGGGGUGUCGGCCCAGCAGAAGGUGGUGCCGUCUGAGCGGCUGAGGCGCCCUUCGCUGGUCGACCUCUUUGCUGACCUGCCAGCCGCGCUGCCGCGCAAGAGGGAGUCACCUGCCAACGCCACAUCGUCCGGCCGCUCUCAGGAUGCCGGUCCAUCCCAACCAAGCGGAUCUGGUGGGGCCUCCAGUGGUGUCGACUCAGGUGGCAGCAAGGUCCUGGACAUCAUCGUGGAGAAGCCGUAGAUAUCUAGCAGCCAGACGGCAUGGAUCGAUGCUACAUUCUGAUUGGCUCCAAGAAGCUCCCUUUUCAAAUACGGAGGUUGUGGCUAGAGAACUACCCAUCACAUCUGCCUUGAAGCUGCAGUGAAAUGCUGUGUCUCUCAAAGUUUCCGGAUUUCCUGCUCUAAAUAUCCUGUGGAAAAAGGCAUCCUUUUAGUGUGUGUGCUAGUCUGCCGCGGAGAUUCUUUGCCUUUACAGAUGCUCGCCAGAUUCUUCUGCGCAUAGGCAUGCCAUGAGGAGCACAAAUUGGUACCGGCAGUCUGGAUGGGGGCCAGCUACCUUCCUGCACUUAAGGCUAGUUUAAGUUCCUGAUAGCAUUAAUAGAAGUAGCAGUAGUUUUUUUCUUUUGAAGUAUCACUUGUGUUGCAAUAAGGACUCAAAGUAGAGAGGCUCACCAAAUUAAAAGCAAAUGGUCAAUU